Messenger RNA from Gekko japonicus, 574 nucleotides. Its product is annotated as 14 kDa phosphohistidine phosphatase-like. Bases 6 to 452 code for a protein of 148 amino acids. Gene Ontology annotation, cellular component: cytosol. Gene Ontology annotation, molecular function: protein histidine phosphatase activity. The transcript is spliced from 3 exons. Gene Ontology annotation, biological process: peptidyl-histidine dephosphorylation. The record is from RefSeq and is a predicted model, not a curated record. NCBI's taxonomy places the organism in Eukaryota, Metazoa, Chordata, Lepidosauria, Squamata, Gekkonidae.
AGCCAAUGAGCGCCCCGCGGCGGCGGCUGUGUGCCUUCGAGCUCUGGCGGGCUCGGAGAAGAGGCCUCUUUCUCUCCCCGGGGGCGAUGGCGGCGGCCGGGCAGCUAAGCGCGGUGCCCGAGGUGGAGAUCGACCCGGACGGCACCUUCAAGUACAUCCUCGUGCGAGUGCAGGGCGAGGCCGGCGGCCAGCACCGCGAUCUCGUCAGGGGCGCCGCCGCCGCCGAGUUCCACAAUCACAUAUUUGAAAAAAUAAAUCCUGAAAUGGAGAAACUAGGGUUUGUAUGCAAGUGCCUUGGAGGAGGAAAAAUUGAGCAUAAUAGUAAAGAAAAGAAAAUCCGUGUAUUUGGUCUUUCUACAGGAUAUGGAAAAGCUGAUCACGCUGUGACAGUGGAACUACUGAAGAGAACCUAUAAGGACUAUGAAAUUAGUUGGUCAGAUGACAAGAAGUGAAUCGCUGCUACGGUGUAUUUUGAACUAUGAUGUCAGUCCGUUUUCAGCAUAGCGUGGACUUACAUCACAAAGUACAAUCGAGCAAAUUUCAUUUUUGCUGAAUAAAAAAACUUGAAUGUAAA